AUGGCUGAAAACCAAAACGACUGGGAUUUAUGGGCAAUUGUGAGAAGUUGCUGCAACAUGAACAACUCUGUUCAUGAUGAUGUGAUCAGUUUCGACAACGUUAAUAGUACCUCUGUUCUUGUCGAUCAUGGUGUUCAUGAGGAUCCUACUCAUGGUAACUCCGCUAAUAAUGCGAGAACAUCAACUUCUUUUCAAGAACAAAGUGGUUGCGCUGGUGAUUUCAGUGACUCGUUCGCCACAGAAAACAAGCACUAUUUUGGGUUAGAUGAAGUUCUCGGACUUUCCAAGAACGUUAAUACCAACUCAAGAAUUGAACCCCACAACCCAGAGAACCAAACUGAAUCUAUUACAGACACCCCACUUGUAGAACACGAGAAGAAGAAGAACAAGAACAAGAAGACAAGAUAUUCAUUGUCGAGUUCAAGUAUUGAGGCAGGCAAGGCGUUUCCUUACUGCAGGAAGAGCACUGAAAGAUAUGAAGUAUUGGCUGAGAAAUUGAGUGAGGCGGAUCAAUGGAGAUGGAGAAAGUAUGGGAUGAAGCGAACUGGCGGUUCACCUUUUCUCAAGAGCUAUUAUAGGUGUAAUCAGGGUGAAGAUUGUCCGGCAAGGAGACAUGUGCAGCAAAGCUCAACAGAUUCAAACAAGGUGAUUGUAACUUAUAGAGGCCAACACAGUCACCCUCCUCCUAACCAACACAUUGCAACAGUACAGGGGAACCAUAAUGCUGCUGCACCAGUAGAAGACCCGCCAUUUCCCUCUUCUCCCUCUACUUUGCUGUUCAACUAA
Capsicum annuum is the source of this 786-nucleotide messenger RNA. Its product is annotated as probable WRKY transcription factor 27. The transcript has a single exon. Bases 1 to 786 code for a protein of 261 amino acids. The record is from RefSeq and is a predicted model, not a curated record. NCBI's taxonomy places the organism in Eukaryota, Viridiplantae, Streptophyta, Magnoliopsida, Solanales, Solanaceae. Gene Ontology annotation, biological process: regulation of DNA-templated transcription. Gene Ontology annotation, molecular function: DNA-binding transcription factor activity; transcription cis-regulatory region binding. Gene Ontology annotation, cellular component: nucleus.